CAGCUGACUGUUGUGUUUCUCUUCCUGGUGUUGUGUUGUGUGGAGAAGAGAAGAAAAGUGCUAAGUCUUUUUGACCUUUUGCCCACCAACGUUCAACCAUGGCCCUCCGGAGAGCUAAUCUUCGUUCCGGCAUGGAAAACACCAUCGCUGGUCCUGCCCCAGGCAAGACCGUUGUCGAGCCGUCCCUCGUUGGCAAGAGCACCCGAAGUGCUCUUGGUGAUAUCAGCAACAGGUCCCAGUCCAUUGCUCAACAAAGCAAAGCUGGUACCAAGAAGGCUACUACUGCCGCCGUUGAUACACGCAGGACUACACGGUCCCGAGCUAAAGAGGCUGAUGUCGUGCCGACAGCCACCACCGCGUCGACUACUGCUGACACGCAGCAGCUAUCCACCACGACCACCGCCACUCGCGAGCAUGUUGACUCUGCUGCUGACCAGGUGGCAGUUGCCUUCUCCCAGAUGAUGCACAUCGAGGAUGUGGACGCGGGAGAUGCAGACAACCCUCAGCUGUGCUCCGAGUAUGUCCAGGAAAUAUAUCACUACAUGCGCCGGUUAGAGAGCAAAUACUCGCUGCAGAGGAAUUAUUUCCAUGGUCAACGCGACGUUACCACCGAAAUGAGAGCUAUCCUUGUGGAUUGGCUCAUUCAGGUUCACAGUCGCUUCCAGUUGCUUCAAGAGACACUGUACGUAGCUGUGGCUAUACUGGAUCGAUUCCUUUCUUUGAACAUGCCACCUCGCAAUCAACUGCAGCUGGUUGGUGUCACCGCCAUGCUUCUGGCCUCCAAGUACGAGGAGAUCUACGCGCCGGAGAUUGAGGACUUUGUCUUCAUCACGGACAACACCUACACAGCGUCGCAAAUCCGCGCCAUGGAGGUCAGGAUCUUGGCAACUCUGGAGUUUGAGCUCGGAAAGCCUUUCUGCUUGCAGUUCCUCAGAAGAAAUUCCAAGGCUGGACAUGCCGACGCGCUCAUGCAUGUUAUUGCCAAGUACUUGAUGGAGCUGACGCUGCCAGAAGGUGACAUGAUCUGUGAGCUGCCAUCAACGAUAGCAGCAUCCGCUCUCAAUCUCACCUUCAAGUUGCUCAACAAAGGCACAUGGACUCCCACGCUGGAAUACUACAGUGGGUACACGGAGGCACAGCUCUCCAAGUGCACUAGCCGCAUUGCGCAGGUCCUGAAGAGGACCUCCACCGAGAGAAAGCUUGUGGCUGUUCGUUCAAAGUACAGCAACUCCAAGCUCCAGUCGGUGGCAACUCUGCCGGAACUGCAACCGGCGCAUGUCGAACGCAUGUUCCCCAGUGCCUAGGCAGUGUCGGCACGGACAUCAGAGUCCCCGCAGACCUCACAGGAAUUCAAGUACUGGUGCUGAACCGCUGGUGCGUUUAUUUAACUGUCUUCUUCUUGAUAACGCUUUUGCCAGGUACUCUCUCUCUCUAAGUGUUUUCGUUUCUCACUAGGACAUAACUCAGCGCCCAACUGGUUAGCUCUGCAGCCUAUAUUUGUUGUAAACCAUCGCCGGCUCUACUCUCGUUGGUACUGCCCAAACAUACUAGUAUCAGUAACUGCUCGCUCAUUACCAAAGACGUCAGUGGAUUGUGCGACGCUUAUACUCUCUUGCACACACAGUCAGUCUCAAAUACCAACAUUACCAAAAAAGAUUUCUUUUCGCCGCGUCAUCCGACGGCGUAUAUCUUGCACCCGGGCGCUUCCUUUGCCCAGCCUUCCAACCACUCGGGGUGCUCAUCUUCCAAACGUUUUCUUCCCAACGAACCCAAUCUUCCUGUUCUCUAGCUCCAUUAUCUUCGCUCCUUGAGUCAGCAGUUGUUUUCCAUUGUAUCUUUAUCAUUGCGGCGCGUUACUGCACUUGCUUUCAUUUGUCUUUCUGCGUGUCUGUUUGCUUGACCCGAACUGCCACCAUCCGGGCUGGAGUUCACUUGUUUCCACUGACGACAGCACCGUCGGGUGGGCUCCGGUCGUGGCUCUGGCUGGCGCUGCAGCAAUCCGUUUGUUUCGACCCUGUUGUUUUGUGUUUGCCAGUGGCUCACCGUGGUGUGGUGUCCUGUAGUGUGAGCGCCUCUGCUCUGUAUGUUUGCCUGUGUGUGCAUCCAUGCUAUGUCACUGCCAUGCAUUGUUCUUGCACUGCUCGUUUUGGUUCCCUGAUUUUCUUAUUUUUGAGUAAAUAAAGAAGUUUGUCACCGUUUCCUGAA
This is a messenger RNA of Sycon ciliatum, 2205 nucleotides long. RefSeq names its product G2/mitotic-specific cyclin-B-like. Gene Ontology annotation, biological process: mitotic cell cycle phase transition; regulation of cyclin-dependent protein serine/threonine kinase activity. The coding region runs from base 99 to 1304 and encodes 401 amino acids. The transcript has 9 exons. Gene Ontology annotation, cellular component: cytoplasm; nucleus; cyclin-dependent protein kinase holoenzyme complex. Lineage: Eukaryota; Metazoa; Porifera; Calcarea; Leucosolenida; Sycettidae. The record is from RefSeq and is a predicted model, not a curated record. Gene Ontology annotation, molecular function: cyclin-dependent protein serine/threonine kinase regulator activity.